Molecule: messenger RNA, 1273 nt
Organism: Stylophora pistillata
Lineage: Eukaryota; Metazoa; Cnidaria; Anthozoa; Scleractinia; Pocilloporidae
Product: potassium channel subfamily K member 3
Biological process (GO): potassium ion transmembrane transport; stabilization of membrane potential
Cellular component (GO): plasma membrane
Molecular function (GO): outward rectifier potassium channel activity; potassium ion leak channel activity
Source: RefSeq, a predicted model, not a curated record
AUUCAGGUCAUUUUGCCACACUACACAAGAAGCUUCGUGUCCAUUCAAAUGCAUGUGAACGAGUUAACGGAAUAAUUAAACGCCAUCGUAAGAGAAAACUCCGAGAUGGCGCAGGGAGAAACAAACCGAGCGUUUCUGUAUUUAUCUCUUGUUUGGUUCAUCUAUCUUAUUGUUGGCGUGUUUAUAUUCAGAGCUGUUGAACGCCCCGAUAGACCAAACCCCGAGAAAUCAAAAACACAGCAGUUGGAGUAUAUGAAAGGCAAUAUUACAGCCAAAUACAAUAUGAGUGAGACCGAAUUUGACAUCAUUGUGAAGCAAGUUGAAGCAGCUUUGUCGGUUUCUAGUGAUGGACUGGAAUGGAGCUAUCACGAAUCGUUAUCGUUCGUGGUUCAACUGGUAACAACAAUAGGAUAUGGUAAUAUCACGCCAGUGACUACAAGUGGCCGAGCCCUUUGUAUGAUCUUCGCCUUGUUUGGUAUCCCGAUCAACAUUUUGUUCCUGCAGAUGGUCGGAGAAAGAAUGCUGCGCUGCGAGCGACUCCUCGUUACGAAAUUCGAAUCAAGCUGCCUCGAGAGAGAGGGCGAGCCAAGACACUUGAAUGAAAAGAGUUCUUUUUUGGGUCUUGUGUUGUUAGUGAUAAUAUUACUCGUAGGGGCAGCAACUACGGUAAAAGUUAAUGACUGGACGUUCUUUGAGGGUUUUUACGCCUUCUUCAUUACUUUCACAACAGUUGGAUUUGGCGAUCUGAUCCCAGGAGGCGGCUCGACAAAACACCCCGUCUCGAAUACAGUUAUUCGAAUCAUUUUUAUCAUUCUGGGUUUGGCGGCCAUGUCGAAUGUUAUCAACGGACUCGUUUCAGUACGAAAUUGUAAAGAGUGCAAAGUAUUUUUCAAGAAUUUAAAGGCUCGGUUUGGAAGAAAACAAGGAGAUGAAAAUCCUGAAACGAAGGAAAAGAUGGGAAUGGAAAUAAACGAAUAAAUCGAAAAGCAUGUCGAACUUUAAAGAACAAGGAUGUAACUGGUGCAUGUUGAUUAUUAAACUUUAAUUUUUCAAGUUUAUCUCUUCCAGUCUUCUCCAUUCUCCGCCACCCUUGAUCCUUCUUGGUUUAUUAUCGCCUCUUUUGUGUUUUCUAUCUUACUAAACCAAUAUUUUCUAGUCUCUUUUAAGCUAAGAGGUUUUUUGUUCGUCACAAACAAAUUGACCCAGGUUAUCUAGGCCAUGAUCCAUUGUACCAGAGAUACGAAGUUUUUCCAAAAAUCGACCAAAAUUCAAA